UCUCCUCCAUGACAUCCCAGUGUGGUACACUUCGGACUCGAAUUCAUAUAAUCAAAACAAAAGUUUCCAUUGACCACCGUUUGGUGGUGUCAGUGUCGCUAAUCUGUCAUGUGAUAGGCAAAAACUUUUUCGAUUGGAAUCACCUGUCACAAGAUUUUUUUAGAUAUUCUAGAACACACUUGAAAAUGGCACAGCUACGAAGCGUCUUGGGUAAAACUUUCGGAGGUCUCUUCACUACAGUGGUGACUAUUCUCGUUCUGUAUCAUGUCCUGACUGGAAAGGGCGAGCGUGUAAGUGUUGGCUGGUUUUUGGCCGAAACCUCACCCUAUAUGUGGGCCUGUUUGGGAAUUGGUCUUGCCGUCUCUCUAUCAGUAGUUGGUGCCGCCCUCGGUAUACACACCACAGGCACCACCAUUGUUGGUGCUGGAGUCAAGGCCCCACGUAUCAAGACAAAAAAUCUUAUCUCGGUCAUCUUUUGUGAGGCUGUUGCCAUCUAUGGCCUCAUCACUGCCAUCGUCUUGUCCGGUCUGUUGGAGUCCUAUCACUCAAGUGUCGCCCUUAGCAAUCAAACGGUGAUGAACAACAACUGGACAGCUGGUUAUGUCAUGUUCGGUGCUGGCCUGGCAGUAGGAAUGGUCAAUCUGUUCUGUGGUAUUGCUGUGGGUGUUGUUGGCUCGGGAGCUGCCCUCGCCGAUGCAGCCAAUUCGGCUCUGUUCGUGAAAAUCCUCAUCGUUGAGAUUUUCGGUUCGGCCAUUGGUCUGUUUGGACUCAUCGUUGGAAUUUACAUGACUUCCAAGGUGAAAAUGGGCGACAAAGAUUAAAUCAUUUAAAUACAAUUGUCGUCCCUAUUUCCUUAUUUCUUAUUAUUAAUCCCAUUAAAAUGCAAACUAUUUUGUCCUUUUCACAAAAAAAAAAAAACGAAAAACAUGAAAAUUUAUUCACUAAGUCAUGUAGAGAAAAAAAAAUCAAUGAAUAAUUUUCUGUGUAUAUAAAUGGAACAUUAAUUAACAAAGAAAAAAGUUAUGUUAAAUUACAAAAUAAUAAACGAAGUAUUCAUUCCGUUCUUGUUGAAUUAUACAAAAAAAAACUUCCGUUCUUAAUUUGGAUUUCAUUGCGAAAUCUUAAAGUGAUUCACUUCAAAGUUAUUAUUUUUUUUUAGAUCUUAUUUUUGUUGCAUCUUUAUUUAACAUAAUUAUAAUUCAUUUUAUCUUUUAUAUGUUUGUUAAUAUUUUCUUAUUCAUCCUCUUAUGGAAUAAAAUUACGACAUUAAGUUGUAUUUGAGUAGGACAGAUUAUAAAUAAAGCCAAUGGAAACAACAAUGCUCAUGGUACAAAACAAAAAAGAAAUAAGCAUGUUGCAAAAUUUAUUCACCUACCUACCUACCUAAAUAAACAACAUAACUCAGAUAAACAAAAGUAAAAUUAUUAAAAAAUAGUUAUUCAACCAAUUUAUGUGAAAAAAAUAAAUUAACUUAAUUAUUUAAAAUUAUAUAAAUGUAAGUGAAUUGUAAAUGAUUUAAAUAUAAAGUAUUCCAAUAAAAUGUUAGUUCUCCGA
Molecule: messenger RNA, 1554 nt
Organism: Eupeodes corollae
Lineage: Eukaryota; Metazoa; Arthropoda; Insecta; Diptera; Syrphidae
Gene: VhaPPA1-1
Product: V-type proton ATPase 21 kDa proteolipid subunit c''
Exons: 2
Coding region: 9-821 (270 amino acids)
Biological process (GO): proton transmembrane transport
Cellular component (GO): proton-transporting V-type ATPase, V0 domain
Molecular function (GO): proton-transporting ATPase activity, rotational mechanism
Source: RefSeq, a predicted model, not a curated record